GCAUAUUUGCUUUCCCUCUCCCUUCGUCUUUCAAAAAAACCUUAUUCUUCCCCCACCCACUCGCUGACUCACUUGCUCAGUCUCUCCCAACGGAGUUUCCGAGUUCAGGCUCAGCAUUAUCAUGGACUCCACAAAUCUGAGCUACGAGCAGAAGCUUCAAGUUGUGGCACGAAUCGUAGACGAAGGCGACGCACGCGUUUGCGACGCGCCGCCCCGUGAAGUAGAGCUCGGGCUUACGGCGACCCUCAAACCCCACCAGGUUGAAGGGGUUUCAUGGCUUAUACGGAGGUAUAAACUCGGGGUCAACGUCGUUCUCGGUGAGAUUAUUCAGAUGGGACUAGGCAAGACUUUACAAGCUAUCGGUUUACUAAGCUAUCUAAAAGUAUACCAAUUAUCACCUGGGCCAUUUUUGGUUAUAUGUCCUCUAAGUGUGACAGAUGGUUGGGUGUCAGAGAUAGUGAAAUUUGCCCCAAAACUGGAUGUCUUUAAAUAUGUUGGUGAUAAAGAAUACAGGCGCGAGCUCCGUAUGAAAAUAUACGAACAUGUAAAAGGGCAGCGAUCAACAGAUGUAUUGUUGCCAUUUGAUGUGCUGUUAACAACUUAUGAAAUUGCAAUGAUGGAUCAGGACUUCCUUUCUCAAAUACCAUGGCAUUAUGCAAUUAUUGAUGAGGCUCAAAGACUUAAAAACCCAUCAAGUGUUUUAUUUAAUGUUCUCAAAGAUCACUAUAUCAUGCCAAGACGGUUGUUAAUGACUGGCACACCUAUUCAGAAUAACCUCUCUGAGUUAUGGUCCCUGAUGCAUUUCUGUAUGCCUGUUGUCUUUGGUACGCUGGAUCAGUUCCUUUUCACUUUCAAGGAUAUCGGUGAGCUUACAUCAGAAGUUCAUAAUCCAAGGGCAAAAGAGCAACUUAAAAUUCUGAAAGGAUUAUUGGGAGCCUUUAUGCUUCGACGUACCAAAUCAAAGCUUGUUGAGAGUGGAAAUCUAGUGUUACCACUCCUCACUGAGACAACCAUGUUGGUACCCCUUACUAGCCUGCAAAAAAAGGUCUACAUGUCAAUAUUGAGGAAGGAACUUCCAAAGCUACUUGCACUAUGUUCUGGAGCUUCAAAUCAUCAGUCACUUCAGAAUAUUGUGGUACAACUUAGAAAAGCAUGCAGCCAUCCUUAUCUCUUUCCAGGUAUCGAGCCUGAACCUUUUGAAGAAGGUGAACAUCUCAUUCAGGCGUGUGGCAAGCUGCUGAUUCUGGACCAGCUUCUUCAGAAGCUAUACUCUUCUGGACACCGUGUUCUUCUUUUUGCACAGAUGACUCAUACACUCGAUAUUUUACAGGAUUUUCUGGAGUUAAGGAAGUAUUCCUACGAGCGUCUUGAUGGUUCAGUUAGGGCUGAGGAGCGUUUUGCUGCAAUAAGAAGUUUCAGCAGCUCAUCAGCUAAUAUGGCCUUAAAUUCUGAUCCUGACAAUCCUGGAGCUUUUGUUUUCAUGAUUUCAACAAGAGCUGGGGGAGUUGGGUUGAAUCUUGUGGCUGCUGAUACUGUUAUAUUCUACGAGCAAGAUUGGAAUCCUCAGGUGGACAAGCAAGCUUUGCAGAGAGCACAUAGAAUUGGCCAGUUGAACCAUGUUUUAUGUAUAAACCUUGUCACAGAGCAUACAGUGGAGGAAGUAAUUAUGCGUAGAGCAGAGAAAAAAUUACGGCUAAGCCUCAAUGUUAUAGGUGAAAAUGUCGUGGAUCAUAAAGAAAAUGAAGCAACUGGAGUUGGAAUUAGUGAUUUGAAAUCCAUCAUAUUUGGGUUACAUAUGUUUGACCCCACUGAGAUGAAUGAUAGAAAACAUGGGGACAUUAGCGUACAAGAACUAAAUGCUAUGGCUGAAAAGGUGAUUGCUAUGCGUGAUGAACAAAAUUCUGACAAGGAUGACAGGAAACUUGAGGUCAAUGCAAGAAACCUUUUGAAAGGACAUGAAGAUACAGAAGUUUCUGGUGCGCUAUCUUGUGAUCUUGGUCUUGAUGAGGCUUCAUAUCUCUCUUGGGUUAAAAAUUUUGAGGAAGUGUCUAAAACAAGUUGUGAUACAAUGUUGGAUUCAAGGAGCAGAAGGAGUUCAGAUGAGGAUAAGAGUUCAAAAAUUGAGUCUGCGAAGAAGAAGGCAGAGGAAAAGAAGUUGUCCAAGUGGAAAUCUGUUGGAUACCAUUCACUGACUGUUGACGACCCUAUCUGUCCACAAGAUGGUGAUAUUAUAUCAGCUGCAGGAUCUGUUCAUUUUGUGCAUGGAGAUUGUACAGCUCCGUCAAAUGUUUCUCUGUCUGAACCUGCUAUGGUAUUCAGCUGCGUUGAUACCUCUGGACGCUGGGGUCAUGGUGGAAUGUUUGAUUCACUGACCAGACUUUCUACAAGUAUUGGUUAUGCAUAUGAAUGGGCUUCUGAAAAUGAGGACCUGCAUCUUGGUGAUCUCCAUCUUAUAAAAUUAGAAGAUGGCCAUGAUGAACAAAACAUGGACACAAAUACUGUCAAAUGGGUCGCUUUAGCUGUGGUUCAGUCAUACAAUCCAAGGCGUAAAGUCCCCCGAAGUGAUAUCUCACUUCUCCACUUGGAGAAAUGCUUAGCGAAGACAGCAUUCUCAGCUGCUCAAAAUUCUGCAUCAAUCCACAUGCCACGCAUUGGUUAUCAAGAUGGUUCUGAGCGUUCUGAGUGGUACACCAUUGAGCGGCUACUAAGAAAAUAUGCCUCCAUUUACAACAUAAAUAUAUAUGUAUACUAUUAUCGAAGAGUGCGCCAAGACUCCGGGCUCAGAUAACUUCCUCGUGUUGUUUUGCUGAAUGUAAUAUCAAGUAUAUUGAGUGUUCGAUCCUAUGUAUAUAACUAAGAUAGUGUAGACAAGUAUAGACCAUGUUAUGUGAGUUUCCCAAGAUGAACUAGAAUAUAGGUAUUAAGAACCUCUGUGACUGAGAAGUGCUAACUAUUGGUGAACUGCAAACUUUAGAACUUGAGAAUGAGAAACUUGGGAACUCCGAGAUUAAGAUGUACUAAGAAU
Messenger RNA from Arachis duranensis, 3025 nucleotides. RefSeq names its product probable helicase CHR10. Gene Ontology annotation, biological process: chromatin remodeling; DNA repair. Bases 122 to 2788 code for a protein of 888 amino acids. Gene Ontology annotation, molecular function: ATP-dependent chromatin remodeler activity; ATP binding; DNA helicase activity. Lineage: Eukaryota; Viridiplantae; Streptophyta; Magnoliopsida; Fabales; Fabaceae. The record is from RefSeq and is a predicted model, not a curated record. The transcript has 16 exons.